This is a messenger RNA of Eurytemora carolleeae, 753 nucleotides long. RefSeq lists its product as uncharacterized. Gene Ontology annotation, biological process: mitotic cytokinesis. Gene Ontology annotation, cellular component: cytoplasm; midbody; spindle. The record is from RefSeq and is a predicted model, not a curated record. Bases 20 to 682 code for a protein of 220 amino acids. The transcript has 8 exons. Lineage: Eukaryota; Metazoa; Arthropoda; Copepoda; Calanoida; Temoridae.
AUCUAAUGAUGAGUACUAAAUGAUGUUUUAUUUGUGGGAUCUCUAUGUUUUCUUGUUGCUUGUGAUCCAACUCUGUAUAAUUGCACAAAUCCUUGAAGCUUAUCACUCUGUAUCAAAAUUUUGUGUAAUUUCCUUGAUGAUUUUUUACCAGAUGCGUCCUGAUCGAUUGUUAUUCUUUUCAGAAUGUUCUAAUAAAGAAAAACAAACAAUGAUUGAGCAGUGUUCUAAGAAACGAAUGGUUUUGGCUAUAGCAAUAUUAGGAUUGGUAUCGGCCAUUAUUAUUAUCGUAGAAUCCACACACUUACGCUCUCAUGAAAUUGACAUUCAUGACAGUCACCCGAUUCUCAGGGAAAAAUUGACAUCUGUUGACAAAUGUUGGACAAGAGAGAAGUAUGAGAUUAUAGAAGCCUGUCAUCUUUGCACCAAAGAAGAGAUAUUCGGACAUAACCCUGUAGUAUGUGUUGCUAAAGGGUUCAAAGAAAAGAUUAAAUGUGAAUCCGGAAAUAUCACUUACAGGGCUUGUCUUCAAGUUGCCUGGUUAGAAGAGAGAAGGUUCUGGAUAUUUGAGACUGUUAUGUUUUUUACAGGUUGUAUUAGUUCUGGGUUUGUGUUUCUAAGACAGAAACAGCUGGAUCAUAUUGUUUACAAGAGAAUACAGAAACAAAUAGCGACCGGAGUAUAGAGCCUGGAACCUCGCGAAGAUCUGUGAUAGGAUGAUAUUUAGAUAAUUUUUUAAACUGACUUAUUGUUUUA